CGGAGAUGGCGCUGCGCAAAGGAGCUCUGCAUUUAAACCUGCUGGUCAGGAGCCCUAAUUUUUACAAGUUUAACUCACUUCUUGGUGGUGUCCGGUCUUUGUCUGAAAAAGUCUCAUCUAAACAAGUAACGACCAGUGUCCCAGAGACUGCGGGUGACCAUUUAAUCUACACACAAGAGCAUUUUGCAUUAAAGGAGUCCCUCAGAAAGCUCAUCGACCAGGAGAUCAACCCUUAUGUGGAUCAAUGGGAAGCAGAAGGGACAUUUCCAGCCCACAAAAUCUUCAAAAUCUUGGGAAAUGCAGGAUUUCUAGGAGUCAACAAACCAGUUGAGUAUGGGGGCUUAGGCCUUGACUACAGCUUCAGUGUAGCAGUGGCAGAGGAGCUGGGCAACAUCCGCUGUGGAGGAAUCCCCAUGGCCAUCGGGGUACAAACUGACAUGACUACUCCUGCACUCGCCAGGUUUGGUUCAGAUGAGCUUAAGAAGGAGUUCCUCCUUCCCUCCAUAACGGGGGACAAAGUGGCCUGCCUUGGAGUUAGUGAGGUUGGAGCUGGCUCUGAUGUCUCAAGUAUCAAGACCAAGGCAGUGAGGAAAGGUGAUGAAUAUGUGAUCAAUGGGGGAAAGAUGUGGACCACCAACGGUACCCAGGCAGACUGGAUGUGUCUCCUCGCCAACACCAGUGAUGGGCCCCCACACAGGAACAAAUCACUCAUCUGUUUGCCCAUGAACUUGCCGGGAGUACAAAUCACCCGAAAGAUUGAUAAACUGGGUAUGUGGUCAUCUGACACUGCUGAAGUGUUUUUUGAUGAUGUCCAUGUGCCCUAUAAGAACGUUAUCGGCCAGGAAGGCAUGGGCUUCACCUAUCAGAUGCUUCAGUUCCAGGAAGAGAGGCUUUGGUCGGUGGCCAAUGUAUUGACCACAAUGGACAACAUCAUUCAGGACACCAUCCAGUACACACGGCAGAGGAAGAUCUUCAAGCAGCCUGUUCUUCAUCACCAGGCAGUUCACUUCAGGUUGGCUGAGCUGCAGACGGAGGUCGAGCUGCUCCGCUCUCUCCUGUACCGUGCUACAGCAUUGUAUAUUAAAGGCAACGAUGUCACCAAGCUGGCAUCCAUGGCCAAAUUAAAGGGGGGCCGCCUGGCCAGAGAACUGAGCGACAGCUGUCUCCAGUACUGGGGAGGUAUGGGAUACACCAGUGAUGUGUCAGUCAGCCGAUUUUACAGGGAUUCCAGAUUAAUGUCAAUUGGUGCAGGAGCUGAUGAGGUAAUGCUGGGAAUCAUCUGCAAGUACAUGGACACACUACCCGGCAAGUGAUGUCAUCAACGGCACUCCCAGUGGGGACAAUCACCCAAGUGCAGUUCUGAUUUGUCAGACACUUUGAGCACUUACUCAGAUGAGAUUUUGCAUUUGCCUUUUUAACAAUACUAUGCGGUCGUAAAGAUAUCCUUACAUGGUCGAUCACUCAGAUUAAUGAAGCUUUUCCCCUUUCCUUGCCUCUAUGCACACUCAUCAGUUGCAGUUUUGGUUGAAUGUUAUUUGGUAAUUUAUAUUAAUUGUUUAGAAUAAAGAAAAAUAAUGCUCAUUAAAAAUGGCUUUUAUAUGUUUAGGACUUUGGUGCUAAAGAUAUUUCAGUACAUCCAACAGUAUGAACUCAUACCAGCCAAUCCAGAGCAUAAAAUUUGUUUAUUUACAUUAACA
Messenger RNA from Archocentrus centrarchus (flier cichlid), 1697 nucleotides. Its product is annotated as probable acyl-CoA dehydrogenase 6. Gene Ontology annotation, molecular function: flavin adenine dinucleotide binding; acyl-CoA dehydrogenase activity. The coding region runs from base 6 to 1313 and encodes 435 amino acids. The record is from RefSeq and is a predicted model, not a curated record. Gene Ontology annotation, biological process: fatty acid beta-oxidation using acyl-CoA dehydrogenase. Gene Ontology annotation, cellular component: cytoplasm. NCBI's taxonomy places the organism in Eukaryota, Metazoa, Chordata, Actinopteri, Cichliformes, Cichlidae. The transcript has 9 exons.